Messenger RNA from Dentiscutata erythropus, 381 nucleotides. The record is from the annotation of a GenBank genome assembly. NCBI's taxonomy places the organism in Eukaryota, Fungi, Glomeromycota, Glomeromycetes, Diversisporales, Gigasporaceae.
AUGUUAUUAAAAUCUGAGAAUUCUCAAGCCCACAUCAUAUCUAUUCAAGUUCCAAUCAAUAUAUCAGAUGAAAAGAUUAUUUCAAAUGUUGGGGUAAAAAGUGAAGCAUUUUAUUACAUAAUGGAAUUCUAUCAAACUGGAAAGGUUGCAUGGCCCACUGAAUCUGAAAAUGUUACUUGCAAACAACCUGAAGAAGAACUUGAUUACUUUCAAAUUCCUUUUAAUAAAUCAACAAUAAUUUGUUCAUCAGCUUUAGAAACUGCUCGAAAUAAUCUUAAUAACAUCAUUUGGGGCUUUGAUGAAUUGAUAAUUCGCUGUUGUAAUUAUCUCAUAAAUAAUAUCAAGUUUGAAAUUGGAAGUAGUGGUAUUCGUGUAAUUUGA